Molecule: messenger RNA, 3599 nt
Organism: Pseudo-nitzschia multistriata
Lineage: Eukaryota; Bacillariophyta; Bacillariophyceae; Bacillariales; Bacillariaceae
Source: the annotation of a GenBank genome assembly
CUUUUCCUUUUUCGUCCGAUAGAAGAACAGCAACGACGAACAAUCGUACAAAAUCUUUCUCCAGAGAUUAAAAAAACCACGAAGCUAAAGAUGAUUUUCAAAUCGUCCGUAUUUUUGCUCCUACUACCUGGCGCCUCUGGGUUUACCGCGCCCAAGAAGACGACAUCAAGCACCAAGUUGGAUGCCGGGAGAACCUUGUACGACAAGAUCUUCGACGAUCACACCGUGACCGAGUCCGAUGGUUCCACUCUUUUGUAGUAAGUUUUUCCGAAGUUUUGAAAGCACUUGAUGUCAUCUAUGUUUAUGUCCCGGCAUCAAUCAUCGUUUUACCUUUUCGAAACAUACGCAUUUUUUAACGUGAAUCUAUUUUUUAAAUUUUUUGUUAAUUGCUUAUGUCAUCAAUAUUUUCGACUGCCGCUGAUGUGCAAAAACAGCAUCGACAGACACUUGGUUCACGAAGUAACAUCCCCCCAAGCAUUCGAGGGUCUCCGCCUUGCAAACCGUGGUGUCCGCCGUCCUGACUGCACUCUACUUACUGUUGAUCACAACGUCCCCACAGAAGAUCGAACGGAACUGAAGGAUGUCGAGAGCUUUAUCACGGAGAUCAACUCCAGAACCCAGGUUCUUGAAUUGGAAAAAAAUGUCGAAAGGUUCGGCCUCAAGUACUUUGGAAUGGAAGACGAGAGACAAGGAAUCGUUCACAUAAUCGGUCCGGAACAGGGGUUCACUCUUCCAGGAUCGACUUGCGUAUGCGGUGAUAGCCACACCGCUACACAUGGUGCAUUCGGUGCCCUUGCGUUUGGAAUCGGAACCAGCGAGGUUGAACACGUAUUGGCAACUUCGACACUCCCACAGGUUAAGGGACAGAAUUUUUUGAUUCAGAUUGAUGGUGAGCUGGACGAAGCUGUCACAUCCAAAGAUAUCAUCCUCCACAUUUGCGGUGUCAUCGGAACUGCUGGAGGUACCGGUAGUGUCAUUGAGUUUGCUGGAAGUGCUAUCGAAUCCUUGUCCAUGGAAGCGCGAAUGAGUAUUUCUAACAUGGCGAUCGAAGCCGGUGCAAGAGCUGGACUCAUCGCGCCGGAUGAGGUCACAUUUGAGUAUUUGAAGGGUCGUCCUAUGUCUCCUUCCGAUGAGGAUUGGGAUAACGCAGUUGCAUACUGGAAGAGUCUAAGAUCUGACGAGGAUGCAGUUUAUGAUAAGACUGUGGUGAUUAAGGCAGAAGAUAUUGCCCCUACGGUUACCUGGGGAACUUCACCCCAAGAUGUUGCACCCAUCAACGGUAACGUUCCUGACCCCGAAAAGGCCCCCGACGCUGCCCGUAAAGCAGCCAUGGAACGAUCCCUCAACUACAUUGGACUCGAAGGCAACCAGCCACUAGAAGGUGUUAAGAUCGACAAGGCUUUCAUUGGGUCUUGUACCAAUGGUAGAAUUGAGGACAUUCGUGCCGUUGCAGCGAUUGCUACAGGUCGCAAGGUCGCAGAAGGAGUCCACGCGUACGUUGUUCCUGGAUCGGGUCUCGUGAAGAAGCAGGCCGAAGACGAAGGCCUAGAUAAAAUUUUGAUCGAAGCAGGUUUCGACUGGCGUGAACCUGGAUGUUCCAUGUGUUUGGCAAUGAACGAUGACAAGCUAAAACCCCAAGAACGGUGUGCAUCAACGUCAAACCGUAACUUCGAGGGGCGACAAGGUGGUGGUGGUCGUACGCAUUUGUGUUCCCCUGCCAUGUCAGCGGCCGCUGCCAUUGACGGAGCUCUCGCAGACGUUCGCAAAUUUCCUUUCCUAGGAGAUGCCGAUAAGGACCCUCGCAAAUUCGGCGUCAACGCCAAGGGAUCGCGGGUGUUUACAACCGAACAAUUUGUUUCUCCUGGUCCUAUUAUUGACCCACCAGCUCCGUACAUGAAGGAAAAUACCGGAGAUGGCGAGGUUGCAUCAGGACUACCAAAAUUCCAGGUAUUGAAGGGCAAGGUAAGUUUUCUUACUCAGUUUUUUGUAAAAUUGGGCGCACGCAGAAUUUGUUCGACGUGCAAACAGUUUACGACGAGAUAUUAACCAUUUCAUCUCCGCUCAUGUAUUUCUCUACGAUAGUCUGCCCCUCUAGAUAUCCAAAACAUUGAUACGGAUAUGAUCAUUCCAAAAGAGUUUUUGAAAACAAUCAAACGUGCCGGGCUCGGAUUCGCCGCCUUCGCCGAACUUCGAUACAAAAACCCCGACCAGGUUGCUGCUUUGGGCGAAGACGUUGCAGAAAGCAACGACGAUUUCAUUUUGAACAAACCCGAAUACGAAGGCACUUCUAUUUUGAUUGCUGGUGAUAACUUCGGAUGCGGAUCUUCCCGAGAGCAUGCUCCAUGGUCGAUCAAUGACAUGGGCAUCCGAUGUAUCAUCUCAACAUCAUUUGCCGAUAUCUUUUACAACAACUGUUUCAAUAACGGAAUGCUUCCUCUUGUUUUGACGCGUGAUGAAGUUGAAGUCUUGUUAAAGGAUUCCGAGGAUCCUAACAACGAGUUGACGGUCGAUCUUCCCAACCAAAAGGUCAUCCGUUCGAAUGGCGAAUCAUUUGAUUUCGAGAUUGAUUCGUUCCGAAAAAUGUGUCUCCUUAAUGGCUUAGACAAGAUUGGCCUCACUCUCGAGAAGGUUGAUCAAAUCGCGGAAUUUGAGACAAAAAGAAGCGCUUCCUACCCAUGGCUAGACGGUGCAAGUAUGAAGGUGCCCGAUAAGGUCAGAAUGCACGAGAAUGCUCCCAUUUGGGCCAAUUAAGUUUUCUAUCAUUUCAUUUAUAGUGCUUGACGUCAGAAUAACCUUUCAAGUUAGAAACAACUUUUAUCCAGAUCAAACCAAACUGUAGCUACUGCUACUACCACUAGUAUUCAUACUGCUAGUGGUAAUAGCAGAGGAGAAGAACAGGGUCAUAUUUGCAUUCUUUCCCAGUCUUUCAUGCUAUACUGCAACAGCUCCCGGUGGUGUUCGAAUCGUUCCAUAUAGUCACGCGGAGUCCCCAAAUAGUUUUGAGCGGACUCGUCCAGCCCCUCCGGAUGGGCGAGUAUCAGCGCAUACAUCACCAUUAUCGAUACCCCCCGCAUUGCCGCCCGGUGAAGCGGGAGACAGUCCGCAGCUCCGUGCCUCUUGCAGGCGUCAGGAUAGGCGUCCAGGAGUUUCAGCAGCAGUGGAUCGGGGCACAUGGACGUAAUCGCGAUGUGGAGGGGCAUGUUUCCUUGCACGUCGGGUUCCGCCGCCAGGUGGGGCUUCUCCUCCAGCAGCUUUUCUACCAGGGGCCAUUGCUUGACCUCGAUGGCCUGGAAGAGCUCGUUGUCGGAUUUGCUUGCAUAUUCUUAUUCGGACAGGGUCAUUUUGGCAACGGUCUAUACUACAGUAGCUAUUACGGUACUUUGUCUGUCGCCGAAGUGAGAGAUGAUACUAAUUGGGGUCGGGGUAUCUUGACAUGGUCACUAUUUUUCAAAUCGAAUAUUUGCAAACGCAGCCGUGUUUCAUCUUCGCACGAAGAUACCGGUUGUACGGUACUUGGUACGUAUCGGGAAUCACCCAAUAUGAAUGACGAUGACAGAUUGUCGAACGAUGAUCCAUACGAUUAAAAAGAUCGAAAGGUU